AUGAACAACAUCAUCCCACUGCUUUAUGUCCUGGAACAGAUGCUGAUGAAUCUGUCUGGCCAUGGGAUAGAAAACGUGGCACCUACAUCUCAUAGCCAUCUGGGCCCUGUGGGGGCUGAACUGGAUGAGGAGGAGGAGGACAUUUAUGUACAAGGCAACUGCCACAUGAGAGAUACUCACGCAGAGGUAGAAGAAGCCGAGUAUAGCUUAGCUGUGGCACAUUUUGGGCCUAAUCCACCCACAGUGUCGGCAGAAUCACCAGAUCCUGAAACAGAUAUGGCCCUGGCAGUUCUUUUGGAGCCAGAUGUGAAUGUUUUGGAUUUCAGAAAAUCUGAAUUUGUUGUAAUUCAUCUGGCACAAAAUGUAGAAAAAGAAGAAGAAGUUCGCUCAUCACUAGUCACAGAGUUUAUUCUUCUAGGAUUUCAAGGCAGUCAAUAUUUAAGAACAUUCCUGUUCUGUCUUCUCCUCGUGGUUUACUAUGGAACAAUAUGUGGGAACCUCCUGAUUAUCACCCUGGUGUCCUCCAGCAAGAACCUCCACACUCCAAUGUACUUUUUCAUCUCACAAUUGUCCAUGAGUGACAUCUUAUUAACAACUGAUAUUGUUCCCAACAUGCUCCACGGUCUACUGAAUAAUGGGGUCACUAUUACAUUUUCUGGCUGUUUUAUUCAGUUUUAUUUUUUCUGUAGUUUAGAGAUAUUUGAGUGCUUUCUUCUCACAGUGAUGUCCUAUGACAGAUAUGUGGCCAUCUGUAAUCCUCUUCAUUAUACUUCUAUCAUGACAAGUGCACAUUGUAUGAGAUUGAUUGCCACCUGCUGGUUGUUAGGAUUUUCCGCUGCAUUCGUUGAUGUUCUAAUGACACUGAUGUUAAACUUUUGUGGUCCAAAUAUCAUUGACCAUUUCUUCUGUGACCUUGUUCCCUUGAUAGAAAUUGCCUGUUCUGGUACCUACUCCGUUCAACUUGAAAUCGACUUACUAAGUAUACCGACGGUCAUCACACCGCCCAUAAUGAUUGUAUUGUCUUAUGUUCAAAUUGUUUCUGUCAUCUUAAGGAUCCCAUCCAGUACUGGUAGACAGAAAGCCUUCUCCACCUGUAGCUCCCACCUCAUUGUGGUCUCCAUAUUCUACUGCACUUUGUUUACAGUUUAUAUUGUUCCAACAAGAGAACAAACAUUGACCAUCAGUAAAAUCCUCUCCCUGCUAUAUACUGUGUUUACUCCCUUGAUCAACCCCAUUAUAUACAGUCUGAGGAAUAAAGACAUUAAGAAAGCAGUAAGUCUGAAAUGA
Molecule: messenger RNA, 1287 nt
Organism: Bufo gargarizans (Asiatic toad)
Lineage: Eukaryota; Metazoa; Chordata; Amphibia; Anura; Bufonidae
Product: olfactory receptor 6N1-like
Exons: 6
Coding region: 1-1287 (428 amino acids)
Biological process (GO): G protein-coupled receptor signaling pathway
Cellular component (GO): membrane
Molecular function (GO): G protein-coupled receptor activity; olfactory receptor activity
Source: RefSeq, a predicted model, not a curated record